GGGUCUUCCAAAUAUUCUGAUUUCUCUGGACAGACCACUUUCCCUAAGCCCUCUUUUGGAGAGAAACCCCUAAAUCCGUCAGAGCGCACCUCACCGCACCAGACCACACCGCACAUACUACAGAUAUAUACUUAUUAGGUAUAUACUAGGAGAGUAGAGAGACAAUGGCUAACGCAGAUGCCGAAGCGGUGGAUUUCGAGCCGGAGGAGGACGAUCUGAUGGACGAGGAUGGAGCCGUCGACGUUGACGCCUCGCCUCGGGCACCGCUUCCCAAGCUGAAAUCCGCAAUUACUGGAGGCGCGUCUUCUUCACUCUCCGCUCCCAAGAAGACUAAAGGCCGUGGCUUCAGAGAGGAGGCUGAUGCCGAUCGCCAGAAUCGCCUUGCCUCACGCGACUUCGAUUCUCUUGGCACGGAUGGUGGACCUGGUCCCCAACGAUCUAUUGAAGGAUGGAUUAUUUUGGUUACUGGAGUGCAUGAGGAGGCACAGGAGGAUGAUUUACAAAAUGCUUUCGGUGAUUUCGGUGAGAUAAAAAAUUUGCAUUUAAACCUUGAUCGCCGCACUGGGUUUGUUAAAGGUUAUGCUCUGAUAGAGUACGAGAAGUUUGAGGAGGCUCAGAAUGCGAUAUCUGCAAUGAAUGGAACUGAAAUUCUGACACAGAUCAUCAAUGUUGAUUGGGCCUUCUGCAACGGGCCCAUCAAAAGGAAGAAUAUGAGGUCAGGACGAGCACAUCGUUCAAGGAGUCCUAGGAGGAGAUACUAAUGACCUGUGUUUUUUUAAUUCCGAGCAUAUGGAUUUCAUUGAGGGGUUUGAUAUUAGUAUUUGUGGAGGAAGAUUACAAUUGAUGCAUGUUUUGAAUGGGUUAUUGGCUCGUGUCUGCUGAGAUUUCAUUUCUGUACCUUCCAGUUGUGUGGCAAUUCGGCACAAAUUUACAUUUGUAACAUUUAAGCUUAGUGAUCUUGUUUAUUUGAUGAUUUGGAGAUUUUUACCCAUUUAGUAGUGAGAUCAUAGCUUGCAAUUUCAUUGUAAACUAGUUGCCGAAUGUGGAUGCUGAUUGGAUGCUUGUGGCACUUGAGUUUUCCAGCGGAUUUAAUCCCCCUCUAUUUUGAUCAAA
Molecule: messenger RNA, 1113 nt
Organism: Jatropha curcas
Lineage: Eukaryota; Viridiplantae; Streptophyta; Magnoliopsida; Malpighiales; Euphorbiaceae
Gene: Y14
Product: RNA-binding (RRM/RBD/RNP motifs) family protein
Biological process (GO): RNA processing
Cellular component (GO): nucleus; cytoplasm
Molecular function (GO): mRNA binding
Source: RefSeq, a predicted model, not a curated record